Molecule: messenger RNA, 888 nt
Organism: Aaosphaeria arxii CBS 175.79
Lineage: Eukaryota; Fungi; Ascomycota; Dothideomycetes; Pleosporales
Product: cyclin-L2
Exons: 2
Coding region: 1-888 (295 amino acids)
Biological process (GO): regulation of transcription by RNA polymerase II
Cellular component (GO): nucleus
Molecular function (GO): cyclin-dependent protein serine/threonine kinase regulator activity
Source: RefSeq, a predicted model, not a curated record
AUGCAGGCCUCGCCUCUGGCUAACUUUCAGGCAACGGUUGAGCAGCUUGAAACGUCAGGCUCACAGCUCGACGGGAUUCCCGUCGACCUUGAGGAAUCUAUUCGCUUUGCUGGCGCGAGGCUCACACAGGCCGCUGGCGUCUUGCUUCGAUUACCACAGGAAGUUAUUGCACAGGCAAUUAUAUUGUUCACGAGGUUUUGGAUCGGCCCUGAGGGAGGCAGCUUGGCUGAAUUUGGUGCUGCGCACAUAUCGGCGGGAUCCCUAUACCUCGCAGCAAAGCUCUCUGCUUUCCCCAAGUCUGCACGAAGCAUAGUCAACGUCUACGCCUUUCUCGAUACGAUUCCCUCCACGUACGCCGAUCUCGAACAGCUAUGGAGGGAAAACAACCCGGAGGAAUACUAUGUCUCUCCUGGGACGUAUGAGCGGCGACGAAGCACAUUGUUCAACAUGGAGAAACAGAUCUUGAAAGUACUGGGUUUUCAGCUACAGGUUACACUGCCAUAUACUCUUGCCAUCACUUAUCUACAAGCUCUCAGUGCCUUCGACGAUCCCGGCGCAACUGACCUGGCGAAACGAACGUUCGCACAUUUGAACUCCGCACUCCUGAGUCCACAGCUUCUGCUUCUGACACACCAACCUCCAACACUGGCUACUGCCGCCAUAUACUUAGCGGCUAAAGAAACCAACGUGAAGUUGCCAGGUGUAGAUUGGUGGACAAUAUUUGACACAGAUCGGGAAGAGUUGGGAUUUUUGGUGGUCGGGUUGCUGAGCGUGGAAACAUUUGCAACCGCUGAAAAGGCGAAGUGGGCGGAUCGAAAAGUACCACUGACCGUUGAAGAGGUCAACGCCGAGAUGGACAGAAGACAAUCGGAAAAUGCAGGGGAGUGA